Messenger RNA from Sorghum bicolor (sorghum), 2910 nucleotides. RefSeq names its product pentatricopeptide repeat-containing protein At5g48910. NCBI's taxonomy places the organism in Eukaryota, Viridiplantae, Streptophyta, Magnoliopsida, Poales, Poaceae. Gene Ontology annotation, biological process: RNA modification. The coding region runs from base 83 to 2305 and encodes 740 amino acids. The record is from RefSeq and is a predicted model, not a curated record. Gene Ontology annotation, molecular function: protein binding; zinc ion binding; RNA binding. The transcript has 2 exons.
GUCGAGACCCAGGUUGGCCGCGCCGUCAAACGAGUUACCGCGCUCCCGCUAUUCCUCCCUGCGGCUGCAAGCGGGCCGUGCCAUGCCGGCGUCGCCAUGGCCGACCCCUCGCUCCGUGCGGCAAGCGUCCCAGCUCCACGCCAUCCUCACCACGUCCGGCCGCAUUGCCCACCGGCCCUCCGCCGAGCACCUCCUCAACUCGCUCACCAACUGCCUGUCGGCCCCGCGCCACCUGCGCUACGUGCUCAGCCUGUUCGACCGAUUGCCGCACCCCACCACUUUCCUCCACGACACCGCCCUCCGCGCCUGCCUCCAGGCUUCCGCCGGCGCAGACCAUCCCGUCCUCAUCCUCCGCCGCAUGCGCCGCGGGGGCGUCCGCAUGAGCGCCUUCACGUUCCACUUCGUCUUCCGGUGCUGCGCCGCUGGCGCUGGCGCCGGGCUCUGCCGGAUGCUGCACGCCGCGUGCCUCCGGACCAUGCUCCCCUCCGCAGCACGGAUCGUUGCGAACCCCCUCAUCCACAUGUACGCCUCGCUGGGGCUCACGGACGACGCCCGCCGGGCGUUCGACGAGGUACCUGUCAAGGACGCGGUUGUGUGGGCCACGGUGAUCGGCGGGCUGGUCAGGUGGGGGCUGCUCGAUGAAGCGCGGAGGCUCCUCGUGCAGGCACCGGAGAGGAACGUGGUCUCGUGGACUAGUUUGAUUGCUGGGUACUCGCGUGCUGGCCGGCCUGCUGAUGCCGUGUAUUGCUUCAACUGCAUGCUUUCAGAUGGUGUCGAGCCGGAUGAAGUCGCGGUGAUUGGUGCUCUCUCGGCAUGUUCGAAGCUCAAGAAUUUGGAGUUUGGGCGCUUGCUGCACUUGCUGGUUGGGAAGAAGAGGAUCCAGAUGACUGACAAACUUGUUGUUACGCUCAUCGACAUGUAUGCCAAGUGUGGUGACAUUGCCCAAGCGCAGGCGGUCUUUGACGCUGUGGGAAGGGGCCAAAAGCCUGAGCCAUGGAAUGUUAUCAUUGACGGUUACUGCAAGCUUGGCCAUGUUGAUAUUGCAAGGUCUCUGUUUGAUCAAAUGGGUGCCCGUGAUGUCAUCACAUUCAACUCGAUGAUCACUGGAUACAUCCACAGUGGCCGGCUGAGAGACGCAUUACAGUUGUUCAUGCAGUUGAGGAGACAUGGCAUGCGUGCUGAUAAUUUUACCGUGGUGAGCCUUCUCACUGCUUGUGCGAGCUUAGGUGCACUGCCGCAGGGCAGGGCUUUGCACGCUUCAAUCGAACAGAGGAUAGUAGAGGAAGAUGUCUACCUUGUAACUGCACUUGUGGACAUGUACAUGAAAUGUGGGAGGGUGGAUGAGGCAACCGCUGUGUUCCAUCGCAUGGGUGAAAGAGACGUUCACACUUGGAGUGCCAUGAUCGCAGGUCUUGCAUUCAAUGGGAUGGGUAUGGAUGCUCUGGAGUCUUUCUGCCAGAUGAAGCGUGAUGGUUUUCAGCCCACCUCAGUUACCUACAUUGCUGUUCUGACUGCAUGCAGUCACUCGAGUCUGCUUAAUGAAGGUCGUCAGCACUUCAACGAGAUGAGAUCGUUGCACAAAUUACACCCUCAGAUUGAGCAUUAUGGCUGCAUGAUAGAUUUGCUUGCUCGCAGUGGGCUCUUGGAUGAAGCUAUGCAUCUUGUUCAGACCAUGCCAAUGCAACCAAAUGCUGUCAUAUGGGCCUCCAUCUUGAGUGCUUGCAGAGUCCACAAAAACAUUGACCUAGCCCGACAUGCUGCGGAGCAUCUUCUGAAGUUAGCGCCUGAGGAGGAUGCUGUCUAUGUCCAGUUGUAUAACAUAUACAUAGACUCUAGACAAUGGGUAGAAGCAAAAAGAAUAAGGAUGUUGAUGGAAGAACAGGGAGUUAAGAAGACGGCAGGUUACAGUUCGAUUACUGUGGCUGGGCAGGUACACAAGUUUGUUGUCAAUGACCAAUCACAUCCUUGGACAUUAGAGAUCAUCACUAUGAUGGAGGAAAUUGCACGCAGGCUGAAGUCUGCGGGUUAUUCGCCAGCUACGUCAAGGAUAGCAGUGGAUGUUGACGAGGAAGAGAAAGAACAGGCACUUCUAGCACACAGUGAGAAGAUAGCCAUUGCUUUUGGUCUCAUUAGCCUUCCACCGAACUUACCAAUUCAUAUCAUGAAGAACCUGAGGGUCUGUGAGGACUGCCACUCUGCAAUCAAGUUGAUCUCUCAGCUUUGGAACCGGGAAAUCAUUGUUAGAGAUCGGAGUAGGUUCCACCAUUUCCGAGAUGGAGCAUGUUCUUGCAAUGAUUUUUGGUGACUACCAUUCUGCUAAGCUUCUAGUCCUGUUCCAGAGGUCAGAAGACAAUCACAAGAAUACACUAAAAGCACAAGUGCUUUCAUCUCACAAUUCUGCUUCCAGUUUCAGAUUUAUAAAUGCCUAAGGGAUAGGAAGUCGGAUGUGUCUGCACGCAAACACACUCGGUGGGUUUCACAAUGAUGGAACUGAAUGUCUGAAUCCGUGUGAUUUGAUUCUUCAGUAUGACACCAUGCCAUUGUUUUUUCGAGCACAGCAGUUUUAGAACAGUGAUAAAAAGGCCACAGCCCACAACCCGAAGGCUUGACCGUGGUAAAUACAAAUAAUGGGCUGUCUAAUCUGGUUAACGGGUCGGCCCAGUCAAUAUGGACAUAUGUGGGGCUGCUUGUUAGAGCCGUUCAGGCUUUCAGGGGCCAAACGGCGGAGCCGGCUCCGGCGACCGCCCUCCGCUCUGACCUCGCCUGGCGCCUGGCGGCCAGACGCUUGCGGGCGUGCUCCUUCCUCGGAGGGCCCCGUGGCUGCGCCGUGCCUUGUCCACCGAGGUGACUUGUGAGAUCUCGCUAUUCCUUUCUCCCCGCUGACAGGCAAGCGAAUCCAAGUAGGAGUAC